AUGGGGUGUGGAAAUAGUUCGGUUGUCCCUAUUCCUCCUGUUCAAAAUGCAUCUGAAAAUAGCACGAGUAAUCAACAAGCCAGAAUACCUAGCGCACGAAAUAAUAGCACGAAUAAUCAACAAGCCAGAAUACCUAGUGCACAAAAUAAUAACGUGCAACCACAAACGAACUCUUCACCAAAUCUAAAGUCAAGACCUGCAAGUGGCGUAUCAAAAAUAAGUUCCCAUAGUAUCAAACCAUCGAGUCCUAAGCAGAAAGUUAAAAGUCCUUCGGUACAUUCAGAUCAUGAAGACAAUCAACAGUUUGCUAUCGUUUGGGCGGAUUCUAAUUUCGAUAAAUCAAAACCACUAUAUCAUGCUGCUAUAACUAAACUAGAACGAAUUACAACUUCAAUCUAUACAUGUACUAAUACUGAGCAAUGCAUCAAUUAUCUAGAUAGUUUCGUUGACAAAAAAGUAUUUCUAAUUGUAUCGGACACUUUGGGUGAAGCGCUUGUACCACUUGUUUUCGAUAAACCACAGCUUGAAUGCAUUUACAUAUUCAGUCAAGUGAAACGACAAAGAUUACUUUGGGCAAAUAAAUGGUCAGCAAAAAUUAAAAAAAUCUUAUUCGAUAUGGAAGAUGUUUUUCAAGCAAUCAAAUUUGACACUGGUCUUAUUGGUGGUUUAACCCCUAUUAGCGUAUUUCGUCGAAUAGAUGUGCCUGACGCUAUCGAAAAUGAAUUAGAUCAAUCAUUUAUGUACACCCAAUUACUUAAAGAGAUUCUCAUUAAAAUGGAUCAUGACUAUACAGCAAAGAGUAAACUAGUUGAAUAUUGUCGUACUAAAUAUGCGGAUAAUGUUCUUCAAUUGGGUCUUAUUGAUGAAUUUGACCAAGACUAUAUUAAAGAUAUUGUAGUUCAUUGGUAUACGAAAGAAUCUUUUCUGUAUUCAACAUUGAAUCGAGCUUUGAGAACACAAGAUACUGAAGCUAUUUUGAAAAUGGGAUUCUUUGCGCAGGAUCUUCAUCAACAAAUCGUACAAAUGCAUGCAAAAACUACAAAUAACCAAGAAGAAUUCAUUGUUUAUCGAGGACAAGGUAUGAUGCCUGAUGAAUUUGAAAAAGUAAGAAUGGGAAAAGGCGGUCUUCUAUCGUUCAAUAAUUUCUUGUCGACGACACUUGACCCCAAAACUGCUUUGAUGUUCUCAAAGAAAGCACAUGGUAACCCGAAUGUCAUCGCAAUAGUAUUUCAAAUGGAAAUCAAUCCGAAAACGUCAUCGGUUCCAUUUGCUUUUCUGCAUGAAAAAAGUAAAUACAAAGAUGAAAGUGAAGUUCUUUUCUCAAUGCAUACCGUCUUCAGGAUAAUGGGAGUUGAAGAGACAGGUGAUCGAUUUUUUCAAGUAAAUUUAGUUCUAACAAACGAUAAUGAUCAACAACUUAAAAUGCUUACCGAUUACUUUCGAAAAGAGAUUGACGGCAGUACCCCGCUAGAACAAUUGGGCCACUUGAUGCUUAAAAUGGGAGAAUACAAUCAAGCUGAAGAAUUAUAUACACCGCAACUUGAUUCAACCGAUGAAAAGCACUGGCGAAAACAUGCUCAUGUCAAUAAUCAGCUAGGCUAUGUUUACAGUCAGAAAGGUGAUUAUAAAGCUGCACUGGCAUACUAUGAAAAGACACUCAAAAUCGAGCUAGAUUUUCUUCCUCCAGACGAUUCUUCACUUGCUGUGACCUAUAAUAAUAUAGCAACAGUACAGAACUCGAUGGGAAACUAUUUAUCUGCACUGUCAUCUUACAAAAAGGCACUCGAAAUCGAAGAGAAGGCUCUUUCAUCUGAUCACCCUACACUAGCUACAACCUACAGCAACAUAGGUUUAGCAUACGAAACAUUAGCGGACUACGAGAGUGCACUUUCAUUUUUUCAAAAGGCACUUCAAAUUCGACAGACAACACUGCCGCCUAAUCAUCCAGAUUUCGGUACAAUAUAUAGUAACAUUGGUGGGCUACAUCAAGAAAUGGGAGAUUAUUCAACUGCUCUCAAAUUUUACCAACAGGCACUUGAUAUCGAAGAAAAAUAUCUUCCUCCAAAGCAUCCAACUUUAGCUACAACCUACAGCAACUUCGGAUCUGUUCACAGUUCGAUGGGUGACAAAUCGAAGGCACUGGAAUAUUAUCAAAAAUCUCUUGAAAUCCGAGAGCUAUCUCUUCCUAUUAAUCAUCCAGAUAAAGCUAGCAGUUACAAUUGCAUCGGUUCAGUAUAUAAUUCGAUGGAGGAUUAUCCUAAAGCACUUUCAUGUUUCGAAAAAGCCCUGGAAAUUCAAAAGCAAGCAUUUCCAGAAAAACAUCCAGCUCUAGCGAGCACUUAUGAUAACUUUGGCUCGGUCUAUAGUUGUAUGGAAGAGAAGCAAACUGCACUGUCAUACUAUCAAAAAGCGUUCGAAAUUCGGGAACUUUCACUACCCCCAAACCAUCCUGAUAUAGCCACUAGUUACAAUAACCUUGGUACGAUCUACAGCUCUAUGGGAAACAAAGACAACGCUUUAUCGUCAUAUGAAAAGUCACUCGAAAUGAAACGAACAUGCCUACCUUCAAACCACCCAUCACUCAUUACUACAUACAACAAUAUCGGUUUAGUUCAUCAAUCCAAGGGUGACUAUUUGGUGGCUCUAUCCUUACACCAAAAAGCACUAGAAAUCUGUGAACAAAAUUCUCAACAUAGCCAGUCAGAGGCAGCAGCUUCAACUUAUAAUAAAAUUGGGUCAGCACAUCAUUCGAUGAAAGAUUUCCCUAAAGCUCUCUUGUUCUUUGAAAAAGCACUUGCCGUACAAAGCAAAUCGCCUAAUGUGAAGGACAGUAAUUUGGCUAUAACGUAUAGUAACAUGGGUUUAACUUAUCAUGAAAUGAGUAAUAAUGAAAAGGCGCUCUUAUAUUACGAAAAAGCGCUUGAAAUCAAAGAAAAAUCACUCACACGAGAUGAUUGUGAUUUGGCGACUACAUACAAUAAUAUUGCACUGGUAUAUGAUUCUAUGAAAGAUUAUGAUAAAGCACUUUCAUUCCAUCAGAAAGUACUUACUAUUAGAGAGAACAAAUUGCCUUCUGAUGAUUUAGUUUUGGCAGCAACCUACAGCAACAUAGCCUCAACAUAUUAUGACAUCCAAGAUUAUUCUAGUGCAGUCUCUUUUUACAACAAAGCACUGGGUAUUCGUGAGCAGUCAUCUUCUGUCGAUGAUAACACAUUAGCCACUAAUUACAACAAUACUGCCAUCGCUUAUAAAUUAAUGAAUGACAAAGCCAAUGCUCUUAUAUUCUAUCAAAAAUCGCUCACAGUGCGGCUGAAAACGCUUGCUGCUAAUGAUCCGUCCUUAGCAACAAUCUAUACUAGUAUGGCAUCUAUACAUAGCUCAAAAAAAGAUUACUCUAAUGCAAUUGUACUUUACAAGAAAGCGAUUGAAAUUCGAGAAAAAUCCCCCCCUGCAGAUAACCCUGAAUUAGCGACUAACUACAACAACAUUGCUGUGGCAUACAGUUCCAUGGAUGACGAAUCUAAUGCUCUUAUAUUCUAUCGAAAAUCGCUCACAGUGCGACUGAAAACGCUAGCUGCUGAUGAUCCGUCUUUAGCAACAAUUUAUUCGAGUAUGGCAUCUAUAUACUAUUCAAAAGACGAUUACACUAAUGCCAUUGAACUUUACAAUAAAGCAAUUGAAAUCCAAGAAAAAUCUUCCUCUGCAGAUAGUCUCGAAUUAGCAACCAACUAUAAUAAUAUUGCUGUCGCUUAUAAAGCGAUCGAAGAUCAAAAACACGCUCUGACAUAUUACGAGAAGGCACUCGCGAUUCGAGUCCAGAAGCUUCCUUCAAAUGAUCCAUCAUUGGCUCCGCUUUAUAACAGUAUUGGUUCGAUACAAUCAUCUAUGGGAAACAAAUCCGUUGCAGUGGAGUUUUACGAGAAAUCACUCAAAAUUCAAGAAACAUUACCUUCACCAAAUUAUUCUUCGAUGUCAGUUACGUACUACAAUGCAGCAUUGAUGCAUCGAGAACUUGAAAACCACGAGGCAGCUCUUAAACAUGCCGAGAGUUCUGUCGAAACAGCUCGUCUAGCUUUUGGUCCUGAUGAUAAGGAAGUAAAAGAUAACCAAAUGUUGGUGGAUAGAAUUCGUAAUAAACUAUGA
Rotaria socialis is the source of this 4143-nucleotide messenger RNA. Lineage: Eukaryota; Metazoa; Rotifera; Eurotatoria; Philodinida; Philodinidae. The record is from the annotation of a GenBank genome assembly.